UAGGCUAUAGCUUUAGUGUUAAGGAGCCGGUAUCGAUGUUGUGUAUGUACCGGUUUUUCUCUCAUUAAUGAUACUAAUUGGUGGAACUUCAGACAUGUUUAGUUUAAGCGGACUUUCCGUGGCUCUUGCGCUCGCUUUAGUACCGACCGGCAGCGAAGCUUUGAAAGAGGGAGACUGUGAAGUGUGUUUAAGCUUUUUUGGGAAGUUUUAUCAGUCUUUAAAAGAUGACAACAUACAGUUCACCAGUGAUGCCAUUGAAAAGGCUCUGGUGAAAACCUGCAAAGAUGCCAAAGGAAAAGAAAAUCGACUGUGCUACUAUAUAGGAGCAACAAGUGACGCUGCUACAAAAAUCAUUAACGAGGUUUCCAAACCACUGAGUUAUCAUGUUCCAGUGGAGAAGGUGUGUGAGAAGCUCAAGAAAAAGGACAGUCAGAUCUGUGAACUGAAAUAUGAUAAACAAGUAGACUUGAGCACAGUAGACCUGAAGAAGCUGAAGGUGAAGGACCUGAAGAAGAUUCUGGAUGAUUGGGGAGAGUCGUGUAAAGGCUGCGCUGAGAAAUCAGAUUUUAUCCGCAGGAUCAACGAGCUGAUGCCCAAGUAUGCACCCAACGCAGCCCAGGCACGGACUGACCUGUAAACUCCUACAGGACUUAUGGGAUGGACAGAGUGGUAAAAGAAAAUCAAGGAUGGGCGAUAUACGUACACGCACAGCUAACCGACCAUCGACGGGGACCGAAGUUUUGUUUAUGUUGCCCUUCGUUCUACUGAUCGUGCAACCAUUCUUCCAUACUGUAAAUAACCUACAGUCCUGUCCUGUGUUUCAGCCCAAACUCCUAUAGUAUAAAUAAAGUGCAUAAAAAAAUCUAAAUUUUAAAGCAUUGAAUACCAGUUUGUACCCAGGCCAGAAAUCCUAUCCCGCUUCUGGACUGAAACAAAGUACAGCCUCAGUUUCAUUCUCUUUAUUCCUCACGUGACAAAACAUUCACGUCGGCAGAGACGAUAUUUAUUCCUAGACGCCACGAUUAAGAUCACAAGCCGUCGUCAUCCUGUAGAUCCACUGUAGUUUCUCCUCUUAGGCUUUUUAUUUGACUGUAAAUGGUGUAAAACAGGGAAAGUGGGAGAUGUGGUUCAGUUCAAAUGGACUCAGAUUAACUGUGGACGUGUCUGUAAAACGUGUUUAUUAAGGUUGUACUGUACUUUUUCAUUAAAAUAAGAAAAAAAAAUGCUUUUUUUUGCUUUUUUCCCCCCGAAUA
Molecule: messenger RNA, 1253 nt
Organism: Trichomycterus rosablanca
Lineage: Eukaryota; Metazoa; Chordata; Actinopteri; Siluriformes; Trichomycteridae
Gene: manf
Product: mesencephalic astrocyte-derived neurotrophic factor
Exons: 4
Coding region: 68-637 (189 amino acids)
Biological process (GO): dopaminergic neuron differentiation; neuron projection development
Cellular component (GO): endoplasmic reticulum
Source: RefSeq, a predicted model, not a curated record